Messenger RNA from Brachypodium distachyon (stiff brome), 555 nucleotides. RefSeq names its product agamous-like MADS-box protein AGL62. The record is from RefSeq and is a predicted model, not a curated record. The transcript has a single exon. Lineage: Eukaryota; Viridiplantae; Streptophyta; Magnoliopsida; Poales; Poaceae. Gene Ontology annotation, molecular function: RNA polymerase II cis-regulatory region sequence-specific DNA binding; protein dimerization activity; DNA-binding transcription factor activity, RNA polymerase II-specific. The coding region runs from base 4 to 555 and encodes 183 amino acids. Gene Ontology annotation, biological process: regulation of transcription by RNA polymerase II.
CUAAUGAGUCGGCCUAGGAGAGAGAGACGGUUGGGUGUGCGGUACAUUGACAAUGAUAGGGAGCGCGACAUCAGCUUCUACAAGCGGCAUUCCAGUAUGUUCAAGGGUGCCGCUGACUUCUCCGUCCUCACAGGCACACGGGUUGCUGUCGUCCUAGAAACAAACGGUGGAAAAAUGCAUUCAUUUGGAACCCCAUCGGCUGAUCCUAUUGUUGAUGCUUUCCUGUCAGAAAAUCCACCAAUAGGGCCAUUGACCGACGAUGUGACAAGUGCCAGCAUUGCAUGGCUGCAGAACGAGGUGGCUCGUUUGGACAUGGAGAACACACCGGAGGAGAAUAAAACAAAACUCUCCAUCGAGGAUACCAAGAAGAUCCAACGUGAGAACCCAGGAAUGGUGGCAAACUUUAUUUUCUCCAAGCAAGAAGAUCUCAGCCUCGAAGAUCUGAUCCAGCUCUUCCAUGAAUACUCACGGGUCCAGGAAGUCAUUGAACGUCAUACAUCCUAUGGAAAAGUUAUCGGGCAGUCCCUAAGCCUUAGGAUUGGUGGUCCGAUAUAA